Molecule: messenger RNA, 333 nt
Organism: Staurois parvus
Lineage: Eukaryota; Metazoa; Chordata; Amphibia; Anura; Ranidae
Source: the annotation of a GenBank genome assembly
GGCAGGGGUGGACUGACCAUUUGGAAACUCGGGCACUGCCCGAGGGCCCGGGGUCAGUAGGGGGCCCCUUGAGAUGCCCCUGGUACCUUUUUCAUAGGCUUUUUUGAUGUGGGCAAGCACACAGGGGCCCCAUGAUCCCCUAUUGCCCGGGGGCCCCAUGAGUUGUCAGUCCACCCCUGGGCGGACUGACCAUUUGGAAACUUGGGCACUGCCUGAGGGCCUGGGCUCAGUAGGGGGCCCCAUGAGAUGCCCCUGGUACCUUUUUCAUAGGCUUUUUUGAGUUUGGGCAAGGACACAGGGGUCCCAUGAUCCCCUAUUGCCCGGGGGCCCCAU